Ixodes scapularis (black-legged tick) is the source of this 2363-nucleotide messenger RNA. Its product is annotated as isocitrate dehydrogenase [NAD] subunit gamma, mitochondrial. The record is from RefSeq and is a predicted model, not a curated record. Bases 1147 to 2298 code for a protein of 383 amino acids. Gene Ontology annotation, biological process: tricarboxylic acid cycle; isocitrate metabolic process. Gene Ontology annotation, cellular component: mitochondrion. Lineage: Eukaryota; Metazoa; Arthropoda; Arachnida; Ixodida; Ixodidae. The transcript has a single exon.
UCUAAGAACUCCGGACGAGACCAAGACGCAGGCAGGCAAGUGGGUGGCGACCGGAUCUAGGAUAUCGCGGGACGCGAGGCCUAAGGCCUCCUUUGUGUUUAGCUUUAGCCUGAACGUGCAUUUGUAAAUAAUUGUGUAAUGUAGCUUGUAUUUGUAGUUUAGAUUGAGUGUUUUGUAGUGUUGUAUUUUAUUGUACGAAUAAACGGGGAGCGGAAUCCCGCUCCCGUGAAAGAACCAGGCUGGACUCGGGUUGUUGACGGACCACGUGGGAAAUGGCGAAUCGGCGGCGGUACGCGAUUUCCUACAAGCUCAAGCGAGGAAGAAACCUGCAUUUGACAUGCCUGUGUAAACAAUUUCUUUUUAUUAUUAUUAAAGCGGCCGGUUUUACUUUUGUUCUCAAUUGCGUAUCACUAGAGCUUGGGCUGGCUUGCUAGGGUUUGCCAAGUUGUGGGGGGGGGGGGGGGGGGGGGGGGUAGUAACCUAAGUGGUAAAUUUUGAUGAACGCCAAUACCCUUUCCAAGUAAAAUGUGAAAAACCGCCGAUAUCGUGUUCGCGCUAAGUGUGCCGCGCACUGUAGAUUUGGCGAUAUUUUAUAGUUUAAUGACGCUAAAAUAUAUCAGCCUGCCGCAUACGGGGGUAUUACAAUCUCCUUUGUAAAUAAAUUAAUAGUUUUUAACACCGUUUCAGCUGUGCCGUGCUACAUAGUAGGACCACUGGUCAGUGAGUAGUAUAAGGCAAAUAUUUAAUUUCGUGUUCAGUUCUCACAAAAAAAACAAAUAAUGAACGGUACAGAUGCUGAGUGGAAACGCUUGAAAACGACGAUCGCGUGAUUAAGCGAUGCAAAGAGAGACAGCAGAAAGAAAGCGUCAGACAGACACUCUCGCUUCCAGGUCACGGUCUUUAGCACACACGCACGCGACACGAUGCCAAGCCAGCCAAGCGCGCUUCCAGGAACCCAACAAACAGCAAAUAAAUAGAGCGCGGCGGGAACAACACAAGAAAAAGAAAACCAGCUUCCGCGCUAUCGGUAUGCGUCAUCCGCGCUCGCAGCUUGCUGCAACGACCGGUACGCCAGAGAAGAAAGGGGGAGGUGAAACACUUGCGCCUUGCGCAGUGUGUGCCGCGACGUAGUUGCCGUUAGACAACAUGGCCGCCGCCACAUGGAUGCCGCUUGUAUACCGCCAGCUCUGCCCGUCGUCUUUUCACGGGGCCAAAGUAUCCGUCCGUCGCCUGGGCUCACUUUACGGUGGCCGGUACUUCGUGACCCUCCUGCCCGGACAUGGUAUCGGCCCCGAGAUGAUGUCCCACGUGGAGAAAGUCUUCGAGCGCGCCAAGGUACCGGUAGACUUCGAGAGGGUUGAGGUCGACGACACCCCCGAGUCUCUACACAACGCCCUGACGUCCAUCCGCCGCAACGGCGUCGCCCUCAAGGGGAACGUCGAGACGGAGAACCCGCUCCAAGUGGAGCCACGUAACCUGGUCCUGAGGAGCGCCCUGCAGCUAGACGUGAACGUGGUCCACUGCCGGAGUCAUCCGGGGGUCACCACCCGCCACAAGGACAUCGACAUCGUGGUCAUCCGCCAGAACACGGAGGGCGAGUACAGCUGCCUGGAGCACGAGAGCGUACCAGGGGUGGUGGAGGGACUCAAGAUCAUCACGAGAAAGAAAUCUGCGGAGACGGCCAGGUACGCUUUCUCGUACGCGCGCUCCCACAAGCGGAAGCGGGUGACCGUCAUCCACAAGGCGAACAUCAUGAAGCUGGCAGACGGACUGUUCCUCGAGACCUGUCGGGAGGUGUCCAAGGAGUUCCCGGACGUGGAGUUUAGCGACAUGAUCAUCGACAACUGUUGCAUGCAGCUGGUCUCGAGACCGUCCCAAUUCGACGUCAUGCUUGUUCCCAAUCUUUACGGCAACAUUCUGGUGAACAUCGCGUGCGGACUCGUGGGUGGUCCCGGCAUCACGUCUGGUCGCAACUAUGGUCGUGACUACGCGGUGUUUGAGACUGCCACGCGUAACACGGGCAGCCAGUUGGUCGGGAGGAACAUUGCCAAUCCGACAGCGACGUUUCUGGCGGCUGUGGACAUGCUCAAGCAUCUGGGUCUCAGGCACCACGCUUAUCUUAUCAAGGACGCUGUGGAGAAGACCUUGAACGAAGAUAAGAUUCAUACGCGGGACCUCGGAGGCACCGCGUCCACGAGUGACGUCGUGGAGAAUGUGUUACGGGAAGUGGAGAAGCACACGCAGGUGCCGCUGGAUAAUCGACCUCAUCUUGACUCGCCGGUGCGGUGUCAAGUCUGAGAUUGCAAGGCUCAAGGUGUGUUCCGUUACGUAGAAAAAUAAGAAUAAAGAGAUAUGUUGAUAAA